This is a messenger RNA of Drosophila bipectinata, 1190 nucleotides long. RefSeq names its product Dicarboxylate carrier 2 (gene Dic2). The record is from RefSeq and is a predicted model, not a curated record. Gene Ontology annotation, molecular function: antiporter activity; oxaloacetate transmembrane transporter activity; thiosulfate transmembrane transporter activity. Gene Ontology annotation, biological process: malate transmembrane transport; oxaloacetate transport; thiosulfate transport. NCBI's taxonomy places the organism in Eukaryota, Metazoa, Arthropoda, Insecta, Diptera, Drosophilidae.
GAAAAGAGGGAACUUGAGAAUUCCGCUCGGAGCAAGUACUCACUAAGCAACGUUCGCUCCGACACCUGUUUUACACGUUUUCCAUUUUACGAGCAUUGUCACAUUGCGAAUCUAAAUUAAUUUAUUGUAAGCCCGAUAAACCCGCGAAAUGUCCAUCCGGAGAACAAGCUUGAUAUCCUACAACCAGCGCCGCGUUGCGCGCUGGUACUUCGGCGGCGUCGCCAGCUCGAUAGCCGCCCUCAUCACCCACCCUCUGGACCUGAUGAAGGUUCUGGUCCAGACACAGGUGGACAAGCUCUCGCUAAUGGCAACGACCCGCAAGAUAGUCCGUGAGCAAGGUGUCCUGGCCCUCUACAAUGGCAUAUCGGCGUCCCUGAUGCGCCAGUACACCUACACCUUGGCCCGGUUCGGCAUCUACACUUUCGGAGCAGGCGUGGUGGACACCAGCACUAUGGCCCGGAAGACAAUGCUGGCUGCCGUGGCAGGUGGAAUCGGUGGCUAUGUUGGGGCUCCAGCGGAUCUGAUCAAUGUCCGACUACAAAACGACGUCAAGUUGCCAGUAGAAAAGAGACGCAACUACAAACAUGCCAUUGAUGGGCUCGUCCGCAUUACCCAAGAGGAGGGCUGGCGAAGUCUGUUCAAUGGAUCCUCGAUGACCGCCCUCCGUGGCAUGUUCAUGACCGUGGGCCAGAUCGCGUUUUACGAGCAGAGCAAGGGAACGCUCAUCCAGAUGGGCAUGCCGCAGAACAUGGGCACCUACAUCGUUGCUUCUGUUAUAUCGGCCGGGUCCGCCACGACUUUGACUCAGCCCAUCGAUGUUGUGAAGACCCGUCGCAUGAAUGCCCGACCGGGCGAGUACCGCAACCUGGCGGAUGUGUUCAUACAGACCUCUAAGGAGGGUCCACUAGCUUUCUUCAAAGGGUUCAUUCCGUCUCUGACGCGACUUAUGCCACAUACUGUGAUGUUGUUCGUGUUCCUGGAAUACCUGCGAACCCACUUUGGCUAUUUGCCGGAACCCAAGAAAACGGGUCACAGACAUGUGGAUCGCUACCGUGACGAGGAACCGAAAGAUUAAUGUUACGUAAAGCUCUAUCAAAAUCUCCUGUUAAUAUUUGUGCCAUUUGGAAUAGUUCCUUUGAGGCUGAUGGUAAAUUUUUAGCCUGUAAAUAAAUUAAAUUUCAGAAUUUCCA